Messenger RNA from Ostrea edulis (European flat oyster), 2149 nucleotides. RefSeq names its product myeloid differentiation primary response protein MyD88-A-like. NCBI's taxonomy places the organism in Eukaryota, Metazoa, Mollusca, Bivalvia, Ostreida, Ostreidae. The transcript has 8 exons. Gene Ontology annotation, biological process: positive regulation of canonical NF-kappaB signal transduction; MyD88-dependent toll-like receptor signaling pathway. Bases 999 to 1832 code for a protein of 277 amino acids. The record is from RefSeq and is a predicted model, not a curated record. Gene Ontology annotation, molecular function: TIR domain binding.
AAGUUUCGAAUGUCAACACAGAGUAACCCAGGGAGCCAAUCUUUGGACUAAUAUUUGAGUGUCAAAUCGUUAUAUGCCACUUUGUAUAGACGAAUGGUUUUUUUUUUUUACGAUAAAGAAUCGGGAGAUGUAACGCAAGAAAUCACUGACGGUGUCGAUGAUUUUUCUCUCACUCUUCCCCCUUGGUACGCCAUUCAUGUUGGUCGGUUUCCAGGGCAUGCAGUGACAGAACAUUUUCUAGACAAUGUGGAUAGGAUAAAUGGCGGUGAAUACAGUGUUCUGUUGGUCGCAUUUAUCAUGAUUUUUAUCUGAAGUGUAUGAAUUGUACAAAAUAUUUCGAUGCACUUUUUCUGCGCAUAUCGCCAUGAAUCGAUAUUCUCUGUGGUAAAGUUUAUUUACUUAAAAAUUGUGUUGGGUUAUAUAGUGUGUUUUAUACCGGGGAUUUAAAUAAGAGGGUUUAAAAUAAGAAAUUUACGUCACGGAGUAAACACUUGGUAUUCCCCGAGUACGACGAGGAAGUUUGGUCGUUUUCCGAGGUACUAACAAAAGUUAUCUGUCCUCUCUCGCAAAACAAAACACACACGUUACACUAUGAGGAACCAUAUUAAAACCGACACAUAAAAGUUCUCUGACAAUGGCGACUCUCUGAAACAGAAAUACAUUAGAAAGUAACAGACUACUUUCGUUUUCCUCCACAAUGUCAUACCCUGUAGAACAGUUGAUUAGUGAGUGUAAGAAUGUGCCUCUCCAUGCCCUGAACAUGGCGGUGAGAAACAAACUGGGAACUUUCUUAGACCCAGAGGGUUUUGUUAUGGGCGACUACUCUAACGAUUACCAGGGAUUAGCUGAAGUUAUCGGCUUCGAAUUUCAAGACAUUAAAAAUUUUCAAAGACAGAAAAAGCCCACACAAGAAGUGCUUUAUCAGUGGGGAACAAAACCAGAACUCUCACCCACCGUGGACAAUUUCAUUAAACAUUUGCAGACGAUAGGGAGAGUUGAUGACGUCCUCACCGAGUGUGCCCACCUUAUCAAUAAUGCCCCUUCAAAGGAAUACAGUGAGACAAAGAUACACCUUUAUCUGUUUUGCAGAAAAAGACGUGGCUCGCUACAAGGAGUGCCAUAAAGAUAUUCCGAUAAGCAGCGACAUGAUUCAGGACCCCAGGAUAUCAUCCGGUCCCAACAGACCGUCUGCAGACCAAAUGGCUCCCAAAGACUACUCCGUUGUUUCGAUCCAGGAUGUGAAGACCAAAGGAAGUGACACAAUAUAUUACGAUGCGUUUGUAAUCUACAAUCCUGCCGGGUGCGACUUGGAUUUCGUGAAGGAGAUGGCAGAUAAACUGGAAAGCCCGCCCUACAGCCUGAAACUCUUUAUACCAUGGAGGGACGACUUGCCCGGAACAUCUCGUCAUGAAAUCAGUGCACAUAUGAUCGCAACGAGAUGUCGGAGGACAUUGGUCAUUUUGUCCAAAGAUUUCCUACGAAGCGCUGCCGCGGACUUUCAAUUAAAAUUUGCUCAUUGUCUCUCACCAGGUGCGCGAAGUAAAAAAGUGGUACCAGUGUUCUCGGCACCGUGUCAGAUGCCGAAUAUCUUAAAAUCAGUGUCUUUUGUGGACUUCACGAACCCAGGACUCCGUGACUGGAACUGGCCACGCCUUAACGCCGUUCUGCAAUGUCCGCUGGAGCCAGAUCCUUUGGCUUAUAUGAGCGAGAAGGAACUAGAAGAACUGAAGUUGAACGCUGGAGAUUUAACUACAAGAAGCUGGUGGUCCACGGGAGUCCUUACCAUGAAUUUUCCAGAGGAAUCAGAAGAUGACACGCCGUAUAACGGAUGAAGAAAACUCUCGAGGACUUUCUCGGUGCUGCAGGUAUAUCCUUUUGGAAUACCAUCGGUUGUGUAGUCUGCAAAACGACGAUAAUGUCUGUGAUGGUUUGGGACAAUCAAGAACGACUUAUGUAUGUCUUUUUCACGAUAGAUAAUGAUGCUCAUAAUGAAGUUUAGAAUAAGUUUAUCAUUUUCCCUUCGAUGUUUUGGUGUUUUAUUCAUUUAUCGAAGUAUAUACAUGUACAGGGUUUGACAUUUCCUUUAUGGUAGUGAUUGAAAAUUUUGUACUUGCAACAAGUCAGUUGAAUAAAGUUGCGAAAAAGAGGA